Sinocyclocheilus rhinocerous is the source of this 3602-nucleotide messenger RNA. Its product is annotated as A disintegrin and metalloproteinase with thrombospondin motifs 18-like. The transcript is spliced from 21 exons. Gene Ontology annotation, biological process: extracellular matrix organization; proteolysis. Gene Ontology annotation, molecular function: metalloendopeptidase activity. Bases 195 to 3602 code for a protein of 1135 amino acids. Gene Ontology annotation, cellular component: extracellular matrix. Lineage: Eukaryota; Metazoa; Chordata; Actinopteri; Cypriniformes; Cyprinidae. The record is from RefSeq and is a predicted model, not a curated record.
UGCUCAGUAGUUAUUUGUGUACCUGCGCUUGCAAACAGAAGCAGUGCGCGUUACCCAAAUGGACCCGGUGGAUUUUACCUGAGGAACGACAGAAGCAGGGGCAGUUUAAACAAUUAGCAAUGUCUCUAUAUUGCAUUGCAUGGAUUUGCGGAUUGUUCCUUUCCCCGUUUUUGAAGAGGUAACAGUAAAGGUCCAUGCAUGACAACAUGGAUUGCCUUUUCCUUUUGCUCUGGAGUUUACAAGUCCCUUUGGCUCUGCAAUUCUGUUGCUUCCACUCUGUAACAUCGGUCUCAUUUACCGGCGACACCGGCGUCCUCUAUCAAGAUUAUGAUUUUGCCAUACCAGUGGAAGUGGACUCAAUUGGAGGCUACAUUUCCCACGAUUUGUCAAGACAUGGAAGGAGCAGGAGAUCCCUGUCAGAAGCUGGUGGUCCAUUGCACUAUCAUGUCUCUGCAUUUGGCAAGGAAUUGCACUUAGACCUGCAGCCAUCCCAUGUGCUGGCAGAGGGGUUUACUGUACAGACACUGGGUGCAGAGGGCAUCAAUACAGCCACCCUUGAGCCUUCUAUUCAUAACUGUCUCUAUCAGGGUUCCAUCCGAAACCAUUCUGAUUCCUCUGUGGCUAUAUCCACCUGCACAGGUCUGUCAGGUCUGAUCCGGUUCUCCAGCGAGGAACUUCUCAUCACUCCGCUACCGCAGCAUUUGGCUUUACAACACAACUACAGCGCCCCCUCUGGACAUCACCCACAUGUCAUCUACAAGCGAUCAGCUGAGCGCAGAGUGUACGCUGAUAAGACUGCCUGGUUCAGCAGUGUUAAAUCAAACAACCCAUAUGAGAACCACCACCACCACCACCGUCACCAUGACUCCCAGCAUGGAAAGCUCCAGAGACAACAUUUCUGCGGACGCCGCAAGCAAUAUACUCCCAAGCCUCCUACAGAGGAGCAUUUUGUCAUGCCUGAUGAGUUUGAGCAGCAAAGCCGGGUGAAGCGCUCAGAGAUUACAUCAAGCAAAGAGGGUGGCCUGAACGUGGAAACUCUGGUGGUGGCAGACAGGAAGAUGCUGGAGAAACAUGGCAGAGACAACGUCACUACCUAUGUCCUUACUGUCAUGAACAUGGUCUCCAGUCUGUUCAAAGAUGGAACUAUUGGAAAUGAUAUCAACAUUGUUGUGGUCAGCCUCCUCCUACUUGAAAAAGAUCCACUGGGUCUGUCAGUCAACCACCACGCAGACCAAUCACUCAACAACUUCUGCCAGUGGCAAUCAGGACUGAUUGGUAAAAACGGCAAGCGGCACGACCAUGCCAUACUGUUGACGGGGCUGGACAUCUGCUCCUGGAAGAACGAACCAUGUGACACCUUGGGUUUCGCUCCAAUAAGUGGGAUGUGUAGCAAGUAUCGUAGCUGCACGAUUAAUGAGGAUACAGGGCUGGGCCUCGCUUUCACCAUCGCCCACGAGUCAGGACAUAAUUUUGGAAUGAUCCAUGACGGAGAGGGGAAUCCCUGCCGGAAGACUGAAGGGAACAUAAUGUCUCCCACAUUGGCUGGGAAUAAUGGUGUUUUCUCAUGGUCUGCCUGUAGUCGGCAAUACUUGAACCGAUUUCUAGGUACAGCUCAGGCUUCAUGUCUAGUGGAUGAACCUAAGCAGAUAGGCCAGUACAAGUACCCUGAGCAGCUUCCAGGUCAGCUGUAUGAUGCUGAUAUACAGUGCAAAUGGCAGUUUGGCUCGAAAGCAAAACUGUGCAGCCUGGACUUUGUAAAGGACAUCUGUAAAUCAUUGUGGUGCCACAGAACAGGACACCGGUGUGAGACCAAGUUCAUGCCUGCUGCCGAGGGCACCAUCUGCGGACCAGACAUGUGGUGCCGGAGAGGACAGUGUGUCAAAUUUGGUGAUCAUGGUCCUACAGCAGUGCAUGGCCAGUGGUCGGGCUGGUCCGAGUGGUCUGACUGUUCACGCACCUGUGGUGGAGGGGUCAUGUACAGAGAGCGGUCCUGCAACAGCCCCAGCCCACAGCACAACGGCAAGUUCUGCCAAGGCCCCGGUCGACUGUACCAGCUGUGUAACACCAAGCGAUGCCAGCCCAAUGAAGUGGACUUCAGAGCUCAGCAGUGUGCCGAGUACAACAGCAAACCCUUCAGGGGAUGGUACUACAAAUGGAAGCCAUACACCAAAGUGGAAGAAGAGGACAUCUGUAAGCUGUACUGCAUUGCUGAGGAUUUUGAUUUUUUCUUCGCUAUGUCCAGCAAAGUCAAAGAUGGGACGUCUUGCUCUGACUACAAAGGAGGCGUGUGCAUUGAUGGGAUAUGCGAGCCGGUGGGCUGUGACCAGGUGUUGGGAUCAAAGGCUGCUUUGGAUGCCUGUGGAGUUUGUAAAGGAGACAACUCCACCUGCAAGUUCUACAGUGGCCAGCACACCCUCCAGCACAGAGCCAACGAAUAUUACCCCGUUGUGACGGUUCCUGCUGGAGCGAGGAGCAUCAGGGUACAGGAGAUGGAGAUCUCCACCAGCUACCUGGCUGUCCGCAGCCUGAAGCGUGGCACCUACUACCUGACGGGGGACUGGACGGUGGACUGGCCUGGCAAAUUCCAGUUUGCAGGCACUACGUUCAACUAUCAGCGCUCUUUCAACCGGCCUGAGAUCUUGUACGCCACAGGCCCCACUAAUGAGACCCUGCUCUUUGAAAUUCUUCUUCAGGGUAAAAAUCCUGGUAUUUCAUGGGAAUACACUCUACCCCAUCCUGAGAAGAAGCACAACUACACCUGGUCUGUGGUGCGCUCUGACUGCUCUGCGCCUUGUGCUGGGGGUCGGAUCUCGACGAAAGCCAUUUGUUUGCAGGAUAAGAACACGCAGGUCAACUCUUCACUCUGCAACCCUGAGACCAGACCUGUGGUGGGCUCUCACUUGUGCAACACACAGCCCUGCCCUGCCUAUUGGACGACAGGUAAAUGGGGAGUGUGCAGUAGAACAUGUGGAGGUGGGCAGCAGACGCGGAACAUCCGCUGCAUGAGGAAGGUGACGUACCAGCGGGAAGAGGUGGCGGCUCACUCCUUAUGUCCAGUAAUGGCUCCGGCCCAACUACAGCCCUGCAACACACAGACAUGUCCUCCAGAGUGGAGCACUGGCUCCUGGUCUCAGUGCACUAAGACCUGUGGGCGAGGGUUGAAGAAGCGUAGUGUUUUCUGCAGGAGCACUAAUCCAGGUGCCAGGGCUGUGGUGGUGCCUGACAGCAUGUGUAAAUUACACCUGAAGCCCAAAGCCCAGGAGACCUGUGUGCUGAGCCGCUGCCCCAAGAAUGAGCGUCUUCAGUGGAUAACUACCACCUGGGGAGAGUGUUCGGCCUCCUGUGGAGCAGGAGUAAAGAGAAGAGAGCUGCAAUGUGGGGAGAAAGACUCCCAAGUAGGCUACACAGAGUUCCCUGUGAGGAGGUGCAGGAACCUCCGUAAGCCCCAAGCAGACCUUGAGCAAGCUUGUAAUAAUGGCCCCUGCCCAGAGCCCCCACCGCCCCAGAUCCUCCAGCCUGGCCCAGACAGGGGUGGCACUUCUGUGACUCUGGGCUGGUACUCCUCUCCUUGGCUGCAGGUAUGCGCAACUAGCUCAUCAUAA